UGUUAUUAUUUAGUGCAGGUGGGUGACAUCAGUGUUGAGGAAACAACCGCCUUGCAGGAGAGUGGAGGGGGACUCCGCUGACGUCCUCUGAAUCUCUCUCAAGGAGAAACGCGCAUAUCGACAAAAACAAGUAGGAUGCAGUGAAUCCUCGCUGAUAGCUUUCAUAGAAAGCAUUAGUUGUUUUGUUGGCUGCAUCAAACGUAUCUACAGACGCGCGUGUUAUUGCAGUCUCGAUGUGCUCGUGCUCCAUCAUCCGUGACACUGGAUAUACAGCCGUAGAAACAUCAACACUGUGAAGGUGAUGAAGCUGGUAGAGAGAUGGUCAGAACCGAGAGACUAUUUGAGAAGAUAUGCAUGCACUUGAGGUGUGAGGGAGACUGAGCACGGGUGGGUAAUGUAGCGAUUAUCAUGCGACUUCGCCCGGGGUGCCGCGCUGAACCGUAUCGGGACCGGCGGCGGAUGGGGUAACUGGCCCGCGGGGACGACCAGGUCGUGGGCCGCCGCCGCAUCCUAAACCGCCCCUGGCUAUCCCCGGGGUGUGUGGGACGGAGAAAAGAUGCCGGACGCCACGGUAGAUGCAGAAGAGCCCAUUCUGAACGGGGCUGGGCGGGAAGAGCAGCAUCCAGUGAAGCAGUCUUUAGCUUCCUCUUUGUGUCGAGAGUCUCACUGGAAGUGUCUUCUUCUCACUCUGCUCAUGUUCGGCUGUUUCGGCACACUGACCUGGUGCAAGCUGUGCAAGGUUCCAGCGCCAGCUCCAACAGAGCCGGAAGCUGCCGUUGUUGAACCUGGAGACCCCUUUGCAACCUCAGCUAGCGCCAGUAUCUACAUCCCAGAUGAACUGGGUUUCGAUGGUCCCUGUUCCAGUGGCUACAUUUAUAUUCCUCUUGCCUUUCUGGCAAUGCUAUACGUGGUCUACCUGGUUGAAUGCUGGCACUGUUAUUCAAAGACAGCCAUGUUGGCUCAAGCAGAAGUUGCAGAAGUGUAUGAGCGUGUGCAGAGGCUGCAGCAGGCUACGCCCUGCAUCUGGUGGAAGGCCAUCAGUUACCACUACGUGCGACGGACCAGACAGGUGACACGCUAUCGCAAUGGGGACGCCUAUACCAGCACACAAGUGUAUCAUGAACGUGUGAACACGCACGCUGCAGGCUCGGAAUUCGACUAUGCGCGGUAUGGCGUUAAAGAUGUUUCAAAGGAACUAAGGGGAUUAUUGGAUCACCCAGCUGUACGGCUGCGCUUCACCAAAUGCUUUAGUUUUGCCAGUGCUCGGGCAGAGGCUGCCUACCUCACCCAACGUGCACGAUUUUUUGGUGAAAACGAAGGGCUGGAUGACUACAUGGAGGCCCGUGAAGGUAUGCAUUUAAAGAAUGUAGACUUUCGUGAGCACAUUUUAGCCUUCCCUGACCCAGCCAGGCAGCCUUGGUAUGCCAGAAGUAAAAUUUUCUGGCUGGCCUCCGCUCUGCUCCUGUCCUGGCCGCUGCGCAUUGUUGCGGAGUAUCGCACUGCAUACGUGCACUACCAUGUGGAGAAACUGUUUGGUGACACUGAUGAAAACAGUAGGGGGGACAUAACUGAGAGCGGUAGGGGCAACGAGAAUGGAAACGGAGGAGGGAGCAUUGGGUCAAGCUAUCGUGCCAUUUCUCGUGUUAACACAGUGGACAUGACCGAGCUGGAGUGGCACAUUCGCUGCAACCAGCAGAUGGUUCCCAGCUACUCCGAGGCUCUUCUGAUGGAUCCUGGUUCAGGUGCCACUCAGGGAACCAGCACUCCUCCGGCCGGACAAGGGACUAACUCCACGACGGGUGGUCCCACGCUUCCAGUGGCUUUUGCCUCGGCUUACUUGCUUCAGAGCUGUCCUCGCUGCCGCCGUACCACAAGCAGUGCUUCCCUUCCUUCCAGACUGAGAGGCCCAACAGCAGCUCUGCUAAAUGGAACGAUGGCCGGGAUGAGGGCUAUUGGGUCUGGAGGGGGUCCUGGUGUCCCAGGGAGGCUGGUUCUGAGCAGAAGUGGCUUCUCAUUGGGACGGCUUCAGGCUCCUCGUCCAUCGUCCCUCUUCCACUCCCGCAGUGUAGGUGGAGGACUAGCAACAAGAGGAGACGAGGGAAGCGGAGGAGGCUUUUUACAUUUGAGUUCCAGACAGGAUGAAGAGAGCAGAAGAGUUCUGGAGGGAGAGGAGGACGAGGAGGUGGGACAUGAGAUGCAAAGAGAGGAAGAAGAGGAGAGAGAAGGGGAGCAAAGUGAGCAACAGGAGGAGGUAGAAGAAGAGGAAUCAAGGGAAGGAGACAGGCCUCCUACAUAUCAGGAUGCUUUCUUCUUUCCUGUGUUAAUAGUUCAUGGAGAGGAGAGUUGCCAUUCAGGCGGUGACAUUUCCUGAAGAAGAAUGCCUAAACCACAGUACAAAGGAAUGUUAAAAUAAAAAACCGUAAUGGCCAAAUAAUUAAGGAAACAUGGACUGAAUUUGAGGAAUUAACUGAAGAACGAAGAUUUCUUUUUAACAAAAAGCAAUGUUAAACUUAUAAAUUCUAUGCAAUAAAGUAAAAGUGAUUUUAAACACAAGGACAAACAUAACAGAUGAGGCAAGAUCGUCAUACUGCACAUCGUCUGAUCUUACUCUAUAGAAAAGUCUUCCAAACUGACUGGGAACGAAAUUCAAGGAAAAUAUAAACUAUGGGGAAUGUUAUUAUUCUACCCAUACACAGUUAUAUUUGGAUUUGUCUGGCUAGUCGGUAAAAUUAGUUUUUGUUUCUCCAAACCAACCAGGAGAAGAGCCUCAUUAAAAUAUUAAUUGGGAUUUGCCUUCUAAAAGUAUUUCUCCAUGAUUAUUGGUUCAUUUGAUUGGUAUCCCAGGUUGCAUCUUUUAUUCCAUACAAAAAAGCAUCUUGGAAAAUCUGAUGGAUGCCAUUAUUAUUUCAGGGAGUUCAGUUAUGUUAAGCUAUUUUCAAUUUUUGCCGAUUCAGUGAGUCAUUUCUUACUCAGGAUCAGAAGCCAAGUCUCUAAAAUGUAUAGUUUGCCAGUCAGUUGUUUAUUUGUACAACAGCACAUCACCAAUUUUGCCUCAUGAAGUGCUUGACUCACAAAAGCACAUAAAUAAUAGUUUAGCAUGUUGCCCUCCAUCUAGCCUCUGUGCUUGUCCUUGAUUGGCUCAAGUGUAUAAAUAGUAGUGUAAGCACAUUGCAAAAUACACAUCUGAAUGUGUUUAAAGAUUAGAAAAUGUACACAAAUCUUCCUAGUUGUCGUAUUUUUAAGCUUUAAAUGUAAACAGAUGUUCACAAAUACACAAGCCACAUACAAACUCUCAGUCCUAACAUAAAGCAUGCAGUCAUGGUCGCUCAAUUAUCCUUAAGAAGAGCAGAUAAAUGUUGCAACUGCAGUGUUAAAAAACACCUUUAAGAUAAAGAAAUCGUUGUUGAAAACAGACAAAAUGUUGUGUCAUCACGUGAAUGUCGAACUUCAGUGAUGUGGUGUCUGUGUAAAUCACAUUGAGAAUGUAAAGUGUCUCAUCUGUAUUUGACUGUGCAGUGUUCAUCUGACCCCCCCCCUCCCCCUUGGUACCCAGAAGGAGGAAAUCUGUACUCCCAAAAUACUUGAAUUUUAGAAGUUAGAAGUUAAUGCAUUGCUACAAAUGAUUCAGGUGGUCUUAAAAGUAGAUUGUAUGUUGUUCAGCAUAUGUGUUUAAAGAGAAUGCAAAAUGUGAACCCUUCAAAUGUUUUUUAUUUUAAUGGUAGCACUACAUUAAGAAGCAAUAUUUUCCUUAUUGUGACAUUGGCGUGAUUAUCAUAUACUUUUUCUUGGAAUAGGGCAGUUUAUUGAGAUGUUUGUGGGGUACAGUAUAUUUUAUUUGUUUAGAUUAAAUGAAC
This is a messenger RNA of Paramisgurnus dabryanus, 3854 nucleotides long. The record is from RefSeq and is a predicted model, not a curated record. Lineage: Eukaryota; Metazoa; Chordata; Actinopteri; Cypriniformes; Cobitidae.